AUGUCUCAGCCGGUAUCCGCAAGACUGGUUUUCUUGAAGGCAUCUGCCCGUCUGCUCAGCCAGCAGAGCCCUUCGACUUCAGCACAUCUGGUAACGAUGCAUAAUAGCAUAUUGCUCCAGGAUAAGUCGUCUCGUCUCCCCAUCAAAGACCAGAUGGAAGCCUGUCCAUCGUGUGGGAGCGUGCGGAUUCCGGGGGUGAACAGCAGAGUCUUCACCAGAACUCAGACCCCUCCCAAAGCUGCUCGAAGUGUGCAUAAGUCACGGCCAAAAGAGCCAUCCCAGGGCGCGAGUCAGGGUCAAUCGGAGCAGAAAUGUCUCAUAUACGAGUGUCUACGGUGUAGGCAUGAAGUGGUCCAACGCAUCCCGCAACCUGCAAGAACCAUCCAGAGGAAGAGGAAGUCUUCAACCGUGGCCGCAACCUCAUCCUCAACCAGCCAAGAAAUAUCUCUAAGAGCUACUAAGGAUCAUGCUGAAAGGCUAGAGUCUGGAUCUGCGACCUCAAAGACAGAUUCCGAGAAUUCCAGCAGCAAAAAACGAGCAAAGAUGCGAAAGCAGAAGGGCCUGUUGGCCAGCCUGGCCACUCAGAAGCAGACCAAGCCCUCUAGCUCACUAAAUCUUUUGGAUUUCCUUCAAUCGUCGUAG
Molecule: messenger RNA, 642 nt
Organism: Trichophyton rubrum CBS 118892
Lineage: Eukaryota; Fungi; Ascomycota; Eurotiomycetes; Onygenales; Arthrodermataceae
Exons: 1
Coding region: 1-642 (213 amino acids)
Biological process (GO): RNA processing
Source: RefSeq, a predicted model, not a curated record